AUAUAUGGAGGUGCAAUUUAAAGGCAUAUUUGCUCCACCUUACUUCUCUGGUAUUUUCCGGCGAUCACUGCUUCCAGUUUGACAUGAUUGACGACCCGUCCCAUUGAAGUAUAGCUGUUGCGCUUUGUACACAGAUUUUAUUCUUCUGGGAUUUAAUCUAGGUGAAUUUUGCUACUUUUGCUGGGAGUGAGAGCAAUCAACAGAAAAAUGGAAUUAGCAGAUAGAGCAGUUGGAUUUCUGUUAUCCGUUACAAGCUUGUCCAUAUUUACCUACUAUACAUUUUGGGUUAUCAUCCUGCCUUUUGUGGAUGAUGAUCAUUUCGUUCACAAGUACUUUUUACCCCAAGAGUAUGCCAUACUAAUUCCAGUCUCUGCUGGCGUUACACUGCUUUGUUUCUUGAGUAUAUUUGUUGGAGUCGUGAUGCUCAAAUCCAAAAGAAAGAAGGCUUGAUUUGUAUUUUCCGUUUUGUUGCACCAGUUGUUAUAAAUUUUGAAACAGCGAAUGUAUUAAGUGUAUUUUCGAACAUUUCAUUCAAGAAAAGCUUUACCUUGACUGUGA
Vigna unguiculata (cowpea) is the source of this 558-nucleotide messenger RNA. Its product is annotated as dolichol-phosphate mannose synthase subunit 2-like. Gene Ontology annotation, biological process: dolichol phosphate mannose biosynthetic process; GPI anchor biosynthetic process. Gene Ontology annotation, cellular component: dolichol-phosphate-mannose synthase complex; endoplasmic reticulum membrane. The record is from RefSeq and is a predicted model, not a curated record. Gene Ontology annotation, molecular function: enzyme regulator activity. NCBI's taxonomy places the organism in Eukaryota, Viridiplantae, Streptophyta, Magnoliopsida, Fabales, Fabaceae.